Oryzias melastigma (Indian medaka) is the source of this 549-nucleotide messenger RNA. It is a transcript of the gene fabp10a, whose product is annotated as fatty acid binding protein 10a, liver basic. Gene Ontology annotation, cellular component: cytosol; nucleus. NCBI's taxonomy places the organism in Eukaryota, Metazoa, Chordata, Actinopteri, Beloniformes, Adrianichthyidae. Bases 121 to 501 code for a protein of 126 amino acids. The transcript has 4 exons. Gene Ontology annotation, biological process: fatty acid transport. The record is from RefSeq and is a predicted model, not a curated record. Gene Ontology annotation, molecular function: fatty acid binding.
CUAGUGGGUAUAAAAGGAUGUGGGUGGAUGUCCACUUUCUCCACGUUGUGUUGCGCUUCACACAGCUGUCUCAGCCUCUAGCCGCCGUGGUGAAGGAAAAGCCCAGAAUCUUUCAGAAAAAUGGACUUCAAUGGAUCAUGGCAGGUGUACUCCCAGGAGAACUACGAGGAGUUCCUCAGGGCUAUGGAAUUGUCGGAAGAUAUCAUUAAGCUGGCCAAGGAUGUCAAGCCAGUUACUGAGAUCAAACAGACAGGCAAUGACUUCGUCAUCACCUCCAAGACACCUGGAAGAACUGUGACCAACUCCUUCACCAUCGGCAAGGAGGCUGAAAUCACCACCAUGGAUGGCAAGAAGCUAAAGUGUGUUGUCAACCUGGAGGGGGGCAAACUGGUCUGCAAAACUGGCAAAUUUUCCCACGUGCAGGAGCUCAAAGGAGGAGAAAUGGUUGAGACUUUGACAGUUGGUUCAACAACACUCAUUAGGAAAAGCAAAAAGAUGUGAAUUUGACAACAAAAAACACCUUUUUAAUAAAAAAUGUGCUUAAAAAAA